AUGCCUCCAAUCAAAGGUUCCAACAUCCUGAUCAUCGGCGGCUCGUCUGGAAUUGGAGCAGCAGUAGCCAAUCUAGCCGCCGCCGAAGAGAAUGUUCAAGUCUCCAUUGCCUCAUCGAAUCCUACCCCCGCUGUCCCCAACGCACAAAUCAAAGGCUACACAGUUGACAUUGGUGGGGAUGAUGCUGAGUGUCAGCUACAACAACUAUUGACAGAAGUGACGACGGCAACGGGUCCUUUGAACCAUAUCGUCUAUACGGCCGUAAAACUCGAAUUCAAAUCCCUUCAAGACGUGACAAUUGAUUUCCUUCGGGCUGAUGCUCAAUUCCUCGUCUCUGUGCCACUUCUGAUCGCCAAGAUUUCUCCUUCUUUCAUGGCCAAUAGCUAUCGAUCAUCCAUCACAUUCACCAGUGGUCGUAUUGCGGAAAAGCCUAUGAAAGGAGCAGCGGUAUUAGCGGGCUGGGGCGCCGCUUUAUUCGGUAUUGUGCGUACUCUUGCGCUCGAUUUGGCCCCCAUUCGGGUCAAUCUCGUCAGUCCCGGUACAACGGAUACGGAAAUUCAAGGUGCCGACGAACAGCGUCAGAAGAAGAUGGCGGCCGCGGCGGAACGGGCAUUGUUGGGGAAAGUGGGGACACCUGAGGAGGUGGCUGAGGCUUACAUCUAUCUAAUGAAGGAUUCCAACAACACAGGCAGCUGUGUGAGCACCAGCGGCGGAGAUUUGGUUCAGUAG
Penicillium brevicompactum is the source of this 729-nucleotide messenger RNA. RefSeq lists its product as uncharacterized. The coding region runs from base 1 to 729 and encodes 242 amino acids. The record is from RefSeq and is a predicted model, not a curated record. The transcript has 2 exons. NCBI's taxonomy places the organism in Eukaryota, Fungi, Ascomycota, Eurotiomycetes, Eurotiales, Aspergillaceae. Gene Ontology annotation, molecular function: oxidoreductase activity.